Molecule: messenger RNA, 1205 nt
Organism: Hevea brasiliensis (rubber tree)
Lineage: Eukaryota; Viridiplantae; Streptophyta; Magnoliopsida; Malpighiales; Euphorbiaceae
Product: ethylene-responsive transcription factor CRF6
Exons: 1
Coding region: 99-1004 (301 amino acids)
Biological process (GO): regulation of DNA-templated transcription
Molecular function (GO): DNA-binding transcription factor activity; DNA binding
Source: RefSeq, a predicted model, not a curated record
CUUCCCAAACUCCCUCUAUCUCCUUCUUUAUACCAAUCUCUGUGCUCACUCUCUCUCUCUCUCUCUCUCUCUCUCUCUCUCUCUCCUUCCUAACUUUAAUGCUAUUGGCGAUGAUGAAAUCGUCUUCGGUCAAGUACUCCGAGCACAAAACGGUCACUAGUAAGCUCGUUAAAUGCAAUGACUCAAACUCCAUCAGAAUAGUUCGGAUUCAUGUUACAGAUGGUGACGCAACAGACUCCUCCAGCGACGAGGAUGAAGACCCAGUAUUCGCUCAUCAACGAGUCAUCAAGAAACACAUCAACGAGAUAAGAAUUGAAGAUCGUGUGGGAUAUGUAACUGGUGAAUGCUCAAAUUCGGGUCAACAACCACCGAGGAAAAACAAUAAAAAACAGCGGUAUUAUCCAGAGGGUAAGAAGUAUCGGGGUGUUCGACAAAGGCCAUGGGGAAGAUUUGCCGCUGAGAUUAGGGAUCCCUACCGUCGAACAAGGGUAUGGUUAGGGACGUUUGACACCGCAGAGGAAGCUGCAAUGAUGUACGACAAAGCUGCCAUCAAGAUUAAAGGGCCUAAUGCUCUCACCAAUUUCAUAAAACCGUCGGUGAGAACCCCGCCCCCGGAUUUUGAUAUUGCUGGGUAUGAUUUUAGUAAGGAGUCUCAUGGUCUGAGUUCUCCGACUUCUGUUCUUAGAUUUCAGUACACUGAAGAAGCUGUGAAUGAGCCACAAGUUUUGGAGGGUAAUGGUAGCAGAGCGGUUGAAGAGAUUAAAGAUUGGAGAUUUGAUCAGCAAAUAGAGGGAAAUGAUUGGAGACCCGACGAGGGUGCAAAGGAAGAAGAUCCAGUUGAUUAUUGUCUCAAAGAGUUGAUAGAAUUUGAGAAUCAUCCUCCAAUAUUUUUCGAUGAAUGUGUUAUACCAGAUACAAUAUUAAGAGAAGAUUUUACGGAUGUUGGAGUCCAUAUAGAUGGAGAUUUUGGGUCAUGUUUAUGGAACGUGGAUGAGUACUUUUGAGUGCUAAAGCAAAGCUUGCAAAAUUGGGUAAAUGGGGAGUUGGGUAAAUUCCGAGUGGAGUUUUGGAUACUUUGCUGCAUUUUUAUUUUUAUUUUUUUUAGAUUCUCCAUGAGAAUGCAAAGAGUGGCAAUGCAAAUACCUGUAAAAUUUUUAUUUUUAUAGCUCCUCCGUAGUUUAUAAAUUCGGAUUUUGAGUUAAAAA